Sander lucioperca (pikeperch) is the source of this 4098-nucleotide messenger RNA. It is a transcript of the gene hap1, whose product is annotated as trafficking kinesin-binding protein 1. Gene Ontology annotation, molecular function: signaling receptor binding. Lineage: Eukaryota; Metazoa; Chordata; Actinopteri; Perciformes; Percidae. Bases 1 to 2781 code for a protein of 926 amino acids. Gene Ontology annotation, cellular component: dendrite. The transcript has 17 exons. Gene Ontology annotation, biological process: neurotrophin TRK receptor signaling pathway; neurogenesis; anterograde axonal transport of mitochondrion. The record is from RefSeq and is a predicted model, not a curated record.
AUGAACUCCAAAGACAAGGCUGGAUUUGCACCCAGAGACUACAACGACGCAGUGUGCUAUAGCAAACAUUUCGUUCACCUGUAUGGCCACACCUUUAAUUACAACACGAAACCGUAUGACAGAGCCACCAGGGGGCCUCAGUCCCACAGCGGGACACCCAGCUCUGGGUUUGCCUUCACCCUGAACCCUCCCACCCCAGUCAAGCUGUCCCACCCUGCCUCCUCACCCUCCUCUUCUUCUCCUCCGCCUCGUGCUCCUUCUUCUCCUCCCUACUGGCCCCCACAGGCCCACCUGGACUCCCAGUCAGGUUUCUCCCUCCAUGAGGGGCGGGGGGAGGCGCCAGGGGCCCUGGAUGUGGACCCCCAGCCUCUUCAUCUUAAUUCACCUGAGAACCUCAGGGACCCGGGACAACGACCCUGCCACGAUGUGUCAACUUUAACAGACCUUUGUUCAGACCUGCCAGAGUUGGAGAUAGUGAGCCUCCUAUCAGAGGGUCAGCCCAACUACACUCUUCGAGCAGACAGUGUGUUUGGAUACGACAAUGACGACUGGCUGCACACCCCUCUGCUGCCACCAACAGUCGCUCUGGGACUCACACACGAGCAGAUCGAAGAGACGCUCAAGUACUUCUUGCUGUGCUCAGACAGAGUGGGCCAAGUCACCAAGACGUAUCAUGACAUCAAGGCAGUCACCCACCUGCUGGAGGAGAAAGAGCGGGAUCUUGAGUUAGCAGCGCGAAUCGGUCAAUCCCUCCUGAAGCAGAACCUCGAAUUAACCGCACGCAAUGAAAUGCUCGACGAACAGCUUGAAAUUGCAAAGGAAGAGAUUGCUCAACUUCGCCAUGAGCUCUCAAUGCGAGACGACCUCCUCCAGUUCUAUGCGAGCACUGAGGAGAUCGAGAAUGCUGAAUUGCGCUCACCAAUAAAAAGGAACGAAUCCUGCAGCUCUCUCAGCAACUUGGUCCACCACGACUUCCUGCAGCAUAAACUGAAGGGUUUAGAGGACGAGAACCGCAAACUGCGAUUAGCGGCCAAUGAGCUCACAACAGAGACGGCCAACUACGAGGAGCAAGAACAGGAGCUGAUGAUGGUGUGUGUAGAAGAACUCUCAUCCGUCAAUAAGCAGGUAGUCGACCUGUCAGAGGAGCUAGCCCGGAAGGUCGAGGACUCUUUCCGACAACAGGAGGAGAUCAGCUCACUGCUCGCUCAGAUUGUUGACCUGCAGGCCCGUUGCAAAGGGCUCACCCAUGAGAAUGAGGAGCUGAACCAACACCUGAGUGCCUCUCGUGAGAGCCAGCUAAAUCUUCAAUUAGAGCUCAAGGACCUGCGGGACAAGUACUCGCAGUGUGAAGACAUGCUCUGCGAGGCCCGAGAGGACAUUAAGAACUUGAGGAAUAAGAGCCUGCCCAACAGCACGGUGCAGCGGUACACUUCGCUGGCCUCUGUCCUCCCCAUGGACUCACUGGCAGCCGAGAUAGAGGGCACCUUCCGCAAAGGCCUGGACACCCCGGCACCCUCAGAGUACAAGAACCACCCGUGGCGUGUGUUUGAAACUGUGAAGGUGGUGAACAAGGCCGUGAGGCUGCGGUCUCGGUGCCACUCCCCAGGGCUGCCAGGCUCCAGCCCUGUGUCCAUUCGCUCCAGCUGUACCAGCACCCCCCGUACCAGCUACUAUGGCUCAGACAAUGCCAGCCUUACUCUGGAGGACAAGCCCAGCUCCAAUAGUGCUCAAAAGGAAGACAACAGAUCUUUUCACCCCAGUGUUAGCGGGCCGAAGCGUCUGGGCCAGCCAGGCACACCAGGAGGCCAGGACCUUGAGGCAGCCUUGCGCAGCCUGUCAGCCCGCCAGCAGAACCACUCCUCUGAGCGGCCUUUCUUUGAUGUGGAGCGUGAGCGUAAACUCCAUGCCCUGGCAGCAGACUGUGAAGAGGGUGAGUGCUCCAGUGGCUUCCUGACACCAAAUGACAGCCUGGUCUCCAGCCCAGUAGCAUCGACAGGCACCAACUACUCCAAUGGCAGCUCACGGCCCUCCUGUGGCUCCUCAGGAGGAUCCAGGUCCUACCUGCCUGACCGCCUGCAGAUUGUCAAACCUCUGGAAGGCUCGGUGACUCUGCACCAGUGGCAGCAGUUGGCCAAACCAAACCUGGGAGGCAUCCUACAUCCACGUCCGGGCGUCCUGACUAAAGACUUCAGGGAGCUCGAGGUCGACAUACAACACGUCUACAGUCUGAACGACCUGGAGGAGGAUGAACCGGACCUGUCGCAGCUCUCUGGAGUACAUGGCAUGGUCUCUCCAUCCGGUCCCAACCUCCCUCAGACCUCUCCCACACAUACCAUAACCACCUGCCAAGUCCUCCAACCCUCCCUUCUCAUCCCCUCCUUAUCCACUAGCCUUCGCUCUUUCGGCCUGCCAUCUUGUCGGAACUGUGAGCUCAUGAGCACUUCAUCGUCAUCGUACCAGCAGCACUUUGGCCUGGGAGGCCGGACCACCACCACCACAGAUGUAGCCGCUUCAUCACUGGGUCUCCUGCAGCUGCUGCAUGAGCGUGGCAUCUCAGCCUUCCCUUAUCCCCUGCACUGCAGCCAUAGUACAAAACCUUCCCCCUCCACAGCAAAAGACAAAUGUGGAGGCUCACUAUCGGACAAUGAGGGAAGAAGGAAAAUUUUCAGUUUGAACUUGGUGGAGAAGCUUCAACGUCUGGGGUUGCACAGAGUGGCAGCCUGGGGGACGACUGGCCGCAAGUGGGAGAGAGAAGCAGUCAGUCGUCCUCUGAAUGUUUGAUGAAGGCUGUUCACCACUUGCUCCUCUCUCAUUCACCGUAGUGACUUUACAUCCAGCUGUGGGAUCCCCACUGUGCAGUUCAGGGCCCACAGCUCUGGUGUUUUGAAAACAAAAGCCACAGAAUUUGCUAGAACCAUACUUUAAAUUGUCGGUAGUGUACAAUAAUAUUCUUUUCUAUGAAUGUGUGUACAGUAGUUGUGUGUAUGUGUGUGUAUGUGUGUGUGUGGCAUCUUCAUCCCAGGAAAAAACCCCGAUUACCUGAUCACCAGUCUGUUGACUGCAACCUGCAGAAAUAGCUUCUUUUUACACAAAAAAAGAAACGUCUGAAGAAAAAAACGUUUUAUACCUUGUUUUGUGAUUGUCAUUUUACACGUUUACCCUGCCGCUGGUUUUUAAAAAAAACAACCUCAUCUGUCAUUUUGCUGUUUCCAAAGUGGAACAUCACUUAUGUGUAUAUAACAAAGUUGUCAUCUGGGAAAGUUAAAGUAAAAAAUAUGUGCAGUAAAUUAUUGUUAGUUGAAACCACAAACCAAUGCUGUCACACUGAAGAACUUUCAAAUGCACUAAAGUACACUCUGGUCUUCCUGCUUAUUAGCUGCUACAUUGAGAAAAGCAUGUUGUACAUAAUAUUGUCAUGUUAUACUGAAUUAAACACUUAAGAAACUGAUCAAGAAGCAUUGCGAUGACAGAUGAUGCACUGACUGAACUGAAAAAUAUUGAUGAUGACAUCCUUCAGCUGCUCUACAGUUUAUCACCUGCUUUCACAUAGCACAUGUUAUGGCUGCAUACAGUACAGUGUCACCUGCAAGCUGUUGGGAUUUCUGACCUUUGUCCUGAGCAAAACCUCAACAAAAAUAAAUCAGGUCUGCCAUGCUGCAUCAAAGACAGUGAAUGGGAUUUUUAUAAGCAAUAUGUAUAUAAUACUGCACUGCGUUGACUGAAAAAUCUUGCUUGUACAAAUCUGCUGCAUUUCACGUUAUCAGGAAUUUUGAAAUUGCUGGGAUAUAAAUGAAAUCUGAAUAGUUUUGGGCAUCCUCAUUUAAAGACAAGCAGAAGAGUGGUCCUAAUUAUUUAAACGAUAUGUUUCUUUCAAAUCUUUCUGAACAAUCAACUGUAGCAAAAAAAAGGCAUAGGAUACUGUGGAUAAAAAGGGAAGAAAUCAUAAACACAAGUUCUAAUAAUUUGUGUUCUGACUUAAAUCAACCAAACUACUGUUUCUCUGCACUACUGUUUGCUCUGUCCUGUGUUAACAUCGGAGCUGUAUAAUGUGUGUGUAAAUUGUACCACCUGUGAAUAAAACUUUGCAUUUCCAUCCUU